AUCGCGAGUGCCACUGUAUUGUAGAAUGGGUAGUAAGAAAAGGAACUCUGGUGGUUCUGAAGAGGAAACGAAGGUUGAACUCGAUUCUCCGAAACCCUUGAAGAAGAAACCAAAGAAGGAAGAUGGAGAAAGAGAACAACACAUGUCAGAUGGUUCUUCUGUUAAGCCUAUGGAGAGGAAGAAGAAAAGGAAAGCUGUGGACAAGGAGAGGCGCCGCGCCGCAACCGCAACCGCAACCGCAGCCGUAGAUUUGGAGGUGAAACCUGCGGCUCAAUCUGUGGAUUCGGCCACCAGCAGCAGCAGCAGCAGCAGCGGCGGUGCGCUUCCGGAGUUUCACAUUGGUGUGUUCAAGGACUUGGCUGCGGCGGCUGAGUCAGUGAGGGAAGCUGCCGUUAAGCAAAUGGUGAUGGAGUUGAAGGAAGUUCAGAAUGCUUAUGAUGGACUUGAGGAGAAUGAGAAGGAGAUUGGUGAUGGUGGUUUCAAGUUGGAAGCUGAGAAAGACGAUGGAUUGGAUGACUGUGCACCUUCUGUGAGAUAUGCUGUUCGUAGGCUUAUUCGUGGUGUAUCUUCGUCAAGAGAGUGUGCACGACAAGGUUUUGCUUUAGGUUUAACAGUUUUAGCUGGCACUAUCCAUAACAUCAAGGUCGAAUCAUUCCUUAAACUUGUAGUUGAUUUAUUGGAAGUAACUUCGUCAAUGAAGGGUCAGGAAGCAAAAGAUUGUCUUUUGGGUCGCUUAUUUGCUUAUGGUGCUCUGGCUCGAUCUGGAAGACUUACACAGGAAUUGAAUAAGGAUAAAAACACUCCAUACAUUAGAGAAUUUAUCAGUGUUCUUAUCGCUCUUGCAAAGAAAAAGCGGUACUUGCAAGAGCCUGCAGUCUCCAUAAUUUUAGACUUGGUCGAAAAGUUGCCUGUUGCAGUAUUGCUGAAUCAUGUUAUUGAAGCUCCUGGACUUCAGGAGUGGUUUGAAGCUGCUAUAGAAGAAGGAAAUCCUGAUGCUUUGCUCCUUGCUUUAAAAAUUCGAGAGAAGAUUUCUAUUGACAGCCCCAUAUUUGGCAAACUACUACCAAAUCCAUUCAGCUGCAGCCAGCUUUUCUCCACUGAUCACCUGUCCUCCUUGAGUAAUUGCUUGAAGGAAUCAACCUUCUGUCAGCCUCGUAUUCAUAGUGUUUGGCCUGUUUUGAUAAAUAUUCUUUUACCUAAUACUAUUCUGCAAUUAGAAGAUGUGGCAUCAGCUUCUAAUUCAUUAAAGAAACACAAAAAGAGUCGAAAAUCUAGCUCUUCUGACAAAGAAAUUGAGAAAAAUCUUCAGUCUUUCUGUGAAAUAAUUAUUGAGGGAUCCCUUCUCCUCUCAUCUCAUGACCGUAAGCACUUAGCUUUUGAUGUUCUGUUUCUUCUUCUCCAAAAGCUUUCUGCAUCUUUAGUUCCUGUUGUUCUGUCUAACAAAGUUGUUCAGUGCCUAAUGGAUGUACUAUCAACAAAAAACACAUGGCUGUAUAAAGUUGCGCAGCAUUUUCUUAAACAAUUGUCAGAUUGGGUGGGGGAUGAUGAUGUCAGAAGAGUUGCUGUUAUAGUGGCUAUUCAGAAACACAGCAAUGGAAAAUUUGAUAGUAUCACACGAACAAAGGCUGUUAAAGAUAUUAUGUCACAGUUCAAAACAGAGCCUGGUUGCAUGCUUUUUAUUCAGAACUUAAUGAACCUGUUUGUGGAUGAAGGUAAUGCCUUGGAGGAACCUUCAGACCAGAGUCAAACAACAGAUGAAAAUUCUGAAAUAGGUUAUAUUGAGGAUAAGGAUUCUCCUAGGACCAAUGGGAAUUAUGACUUUUUGAAGAUUUGGGUUAUAGAAUCCCUUCCCACUAUUUUGAAAUACUUGAAACUGGAUCUUGAAGAGAAGUUCCGAGUACAAAAAGAAAUCAUGAAAUUUCUGGCUGUUCAGGGUCUGUUCACCGCAUCUCUUGGCACUGAGGUGACUUCUUUUGAGUUACAGGAGAAAUUCAGGUGGCCAAAAUCUCCCACAUCAAAUGCUCUUUGCAAGAUGUGUAUUGACCAGCUGCAGUUGUUAUUGGCAAAUGCUCAGAAGGAGGGCUCAUGUGCUUUGGCUAAUAGCCCUGAGCCAAAUGAUCUUGGUUCAUACUUCAUGAAAUUUUUUGGCACCUUAUGCAACAUUCCUUCAGUUUCCCUCUUUCGGUCUUUAGAUGAUGAGGAUGAAAAAGCAGUAAAAAAAUUGCAAGCAAUGGAAGCAAGAUUAUCCAGAGAGGAAAGGAGCCAUGGCUGUAGUGCUGAUGCUAAUAGACUGCAUGCACUGAGAUACUUGCUUAUCCAGUUGCUCCUGCAAGUGCUUCUUCGUCCGGGGGAGUACUCAGAAGCUGCAUCUGAACUCAUCAUCUGUUGUAGGAAAACCUUUUCUGCUUCUGAUCUUCCCGAGUCCUCUGGAGAAGAUGAUUUGGAGGUUGAAGAUGCUCCGGAGUUGAUGGACGUUCUUGUGGAUACAUUACUCUCUCUACUUCCACAGUCAUCAGCUCCUAUGCGGUCUUCCAUUGAACAGGUAUUUAAAUAUUUUUGUGAUGAUAUCACUGAUGAUGGACUGAUGCGGAUGUUGCGGGUCAUUAAGAAAAAUUUAAAACCUGCAAGACAUCCAGACACCACAAGUGCAGAUGAUGACGAUGAAGAUGAUGAAGACGAAGACUUCAUCAAUAUCGAAGAUGAAGAAAUUGAUCAAGCUGAGACCGGUGAAACAGGCGAGAGUGAUGAGCAUACAGAUGACUCUGAGCCAGUAGUCGAGGUAGAUGAAACUGGUCAUGACCAUCCUGAAGCUUCCGAUGAUUCUGAUAGUGGGAUGGAUGAUGAUGCAAUGUUUAGGAUUGAUACAUAUCUUGCUCAGAUUUUCAAAGAGAAGAAAAAUCAGGCUGGGGGUGAAACUGCUCAUUCCCAGCUUGUGCUGUUCAAACUUCGCAUCCUUACAUUGUUGGAAAUUUUCCUUCAUGAAAAUCCGGGUAAGCCUCAGGUACUUAUGGUGUACUCAAAUUUGGCUCAGGCUUUUGUGAACCCACAUACAGCAGAAGUUAGUGAGCAGCUUGGACAGCGUAUAUGGGGAAUACUACAAAAGCAAAUAUUCAAAGCAAAGGAGUAUCCAAGGGAUGAUGGAAUCCAAUUAUCCACUCUUGAAUCUCUGUUGGAAAGAAAUUUGAAAUUAGCAUCAAAACCAAUUAAAAGGCAAAAGUCUGCAUCUAACCCAUCAAAGCAAUCAGCUGCCUUGAACCGGCAGAAAAUGGUUUCUUCCCUUGCCCAAACUUCAACCUUCUGGAUUUUGAAAAUUAUUGAUUCAAGGAAUUUCUCAGAGUCCGAACUACAGAGGAUUGUUCAAAUUUUCCGGGAAGUAUUGGUGGGGUAUUUUGACAAAAAGAAGUCUCAAAUCAAAUCUGGUUUUUUAAAGGAAAUAUUUCGAAGACGACCAUGGAUUGGACAUUCUAUACUUGGCUUUAUUAUGGAGAGAUGUGGAAGUGCCAAGUCAGACUUUCGACGGGUGGAGGCACUCGAUUUGGUAACAGAAAUAUUGAAGUCACUGGUAGCAGGGAGUACUGAUGAUCAGAAUGCAUCAAAAAAGAUUCUAAAAAAUAAUUUGGAUAAGCUCACUCACCUAAUGAAAGAGUUGGUGACAAAUAUGCCAAGCAAAUCAGCAAGGCGGACCGAAGUACAUAAGUUUUGUGUCAGGGUCUUUGAGAUCUUGUCUAAGCUUAACCUCAACAAGUCUUUUGUUAAAACUAUGGCACCUGAUGCUCAAGCUGCCUUUGAGGCUCAAUUUGGUGAGCAAUUCAUUAAUUUGAAGAAGCUGGAAAAAUAGACAAUGGAAUAUAGAAUUGCUGCUACAAGCUAAUUAAAGAGGUUAUUGAUAUUACACUGCUCGCCACACCUAACAUACCAAAACAAAUUGGAAGUACAGGUGCAAAAAGCACUAGUAUGAUGAGAUUGGUGCUCCAAGUUUCUUUCAAGAUUGGACUUGUUCCAAGCUUUUGGAAGAGGAAUUAGGGAGGGGAGAGGGGCUUUCACGAACAUCCUUGAGGUGUUUGAUGUUGGAAUUUUUGGUAAAACUUUAAAUUUGUUAUUCUUGUUUGUUUUCUGGAUAUGCUUUGUUUUUUAAGCUUUACUAUGUUACAGAUGAUGCCAUUUUGAGCUAGUAAAGAGAUGAAAUUUUAUGGUCC
Molecule: messenger RNA, 4196 nt
Organism: Gastrolobium bilobum
Lineage: Eukaryota; Viridiplantae; Streptophyta; Magnoliopsida; Fabales; Fabaceae
Product: rDNA transcriptional regulator pol5
Exons: 8
Coding region: 26-3838 (1270 amino acids)
Biological process (GO): regulation of DNA-templated transcription
Cellular component (GO): nucleolus
Molecular function (GO): transcription factor binding; DNA binding
Source: RefSeq, a predicted model, not a curated record